AUGAUAGAUCUGUCAGAAAAUAUCGCCUCCAUCAUUGUCAGCAAACAGUCCAAGGAUCUCUCCAAGGUGGGAAUAACCAAUUUGUAUAUCAUGAGCCGCAACUUGAACGCCACCACAGUCAACGGUACCGCAGCCAGCGGUCCGGCGUAUCUCCGCAUCUUCGUCCAUAUCGACUACCAAUCGAUUACAGUUGUUAAAGCGAAGAUCGAGAACGGGAAGAACGCGAUCGGUGCGCUUAUCGACGAGGUGGACAAGGUCAUCGAGAGCCUCAUGGAAGACUCAUAG
Molecule: messenger RNA, 285 nt
Organism: Alternaria incomplexa
Lineage: Eukaryota; Fungi; Ascomycota; Dothideomycetes; Pleosporales; Pleosporaceae
Exons: 2
Coding region: 1-285 (94 amino acids)
Source: RefSeq, a predicted model, not a curated record